This is a messenger RNA of Nylanderia fulva, 1237 nucleotides long. RefSeq lists its product as uncharacterized. The record is from RefSeq and is a predicted model, not a curated record. Gene Ontology annotation, molecular function: protein dimerization activity; DNA-binding transcription factor activity, RNA polymerase II-specific; RNA polymerase II transcription regulatory region sequence-specific DNA binding. Gene Ontology annotation, biological process: developmental process; regulation of transcription by RNA polymerase II. Lineage: Eukaryota; Metazoa; Arthropoda; Insecta; Hymenoptera; Formicidae.
AUAAAGCGGCCUCCCCAGGGACACCGCCGACAGUCCGAAUUCGCGUAUUUCUGCGUAUUGAUAUACCCCCGAUUCGAGCUAUCGAUCGAUCUCGGCGAGAUCGAGACACGGAGGAAAUCCCCGAGAUCCCCAAAAAUUUGGCGCGAAUUUGUGGAAAAAAUUGCAAUUUUAUUAAAAAAAAAAAAAAAAAACAAUUUUACAAUUCAGUGCCGAACUGCUUCGUUGAUUCGUGAUAUUCCCAAUUUGCGGGAAUACCGACGACGAAUGAGACUGUGAAGACGUGUAAUAUGGCGAAUCAUCAUCCCGCGUACGAUUUUGAGGAUAAGAGCCAGAGGAUCCGCCAUCGCGUCGGCACCACCUCGAGAAUCGCAGAUUCCACUGUGCCAUGCACCAGUACUCAAUAUUUCGUGGGACCCAGUAAUGAUAUUACUGAAGAAGAUUUGGCCGAAUUACCUUCCUGUGUUUAUGCAGGAAGAUCCACGCAGCAUGUCACCCACACGUCACCACAUACACAUUCUCCCUUGCACUACCAUAUGCCAGUUUCAACGCCAGAUCAUAAUGACACGGAAAUGAAUGGUGUAGAGGAAGGUUAUUAUCCAAAUGGUAGCCCUUACAGAAUUCAACGACAUGCCGCUAAUAUUCGUGAAAGAAAACGCAUGCUCAGCAGCAUCAACUCGGCUUUCGACGAGCUCCGGGUCCAUGUGCCGACGUUUCCUUACGAAAAGAGAUUGUCGAAAAUCGAUACCUUACGCUUGGCUAUUGCAUACAUCGCACUUCUGCGCGAGGUCUUAGCGGCCAGACUCGAUCCUUUGACGUAUGUCGAGAGGUGCCUUAGGGGUGAGAUGAACGGCGAACGCGCCGAAUGGAACACAAGCGAUCUGACAGCACGCUUGUCUUGGAUAAAUUGGGAGAAUCUAGGAGUGAAUCCAAAUCGGCGAUCGGUGCUUACAACUCUUGCGCUGACAACCGAUAACAUGAAUUGAAUAUUCAACCAAAGACCUUUUCGUAAAAAAUCGCACGGCAAUUCCUCUUUUCUUUGUAAAUACAUUCGAGUUAAGAUAUAGAGAGAGGGACGGAGAAAGAGACAAAGUGUCAAAAACUCUUCUGCGAUUUCGUUUAAAUUUCACGUGCAAUACAAAAGAGACGAGUAUUGUAUUCAGUAUCUAUACAUGUGUAAAAGAACUAGUUAGUACAAUUUAUAGCAUUUGCUUUGGAAUAAAAUCGAUGCUAUUCGCGA